CUUCUUCUUCUUCUCCGUUUAAAUUCUAAUUGUUUCACGAUCUUAGAAAGUUAUUCUACAAGCAUUGGGAAAUAGGCAUGCCAAGGAGAUGAUAAUUGCAAUAUUUAUCAAUGAAAAAUAAAUCACUGAAACGAGAUAAAGAAAACUGAAAACGAUUGAAAAUAUAUCGAACUGAACGCAGUGUUUAGUUGACUGUUCGUAGAACACAACAGUAAUGUGGUCUCAACAAUUAAUUUUGAGUAUAUUAGUUUUAAAUAUAAAUGGUCUCGUCCGACAUCCAGAAGAUAUAGAUGUGAAUUCGUUUUCAAAUGAAAUUGAAUUAUGGACCAAGUUGGACUAUGAGGGGGAAUUGUUCAAUGAUAUGAUAGAAUCCUUGAAAAUUCCUACAGAACUUCAGAAUUCUGACUGGAGAUCUUUUUCAGCAAAUUCUGAUACUAAGAUAUGUACAAUAUGUCGAGGAAUUUUAAAAACAUUUUUCAAUUUACGACGUAAAGGAAUGUCAGAAGAAGAUAUAAAAGAUAAAAUAGUAAAAUUAUGUGUACUGUUCAAUAUUCAAACCGAAAGAGUUUGUAAAGGAGUUGUUGAACUGAACUUGCCUAUCAUUCUCUAUAUAAUAGAUUCGAAACCAAAUUUAACAGCAAACACAGUUUGUGGCAUUGUUCUAGAAUCAAAAUCAUGUCCUUUAAGCGAUCCUGAAUUUGAUUGGAAUAUUCAUGUUGAUAACAAUUCUAAUGCAACAAUUACCGAUAAUGAAACACAAAAGCAAAUAAAAAUUUUACAAAUAACAGACCUACAUUAUGAUCCCCUUUAUGAACCAUAUGGCAAUUCGAUUUUGUGUAGAGAACCAGUUUGUUGUCGAAAAGGACAAAAUGAACCUAACAUGACUUCAUUCGCUGGCUUUUGGGGAGAUUAUAACUCCUGUGAUACCCCAUGGCAUGCAAUCACCGAUGCCUUAAAUCAUAUAAAAGACACACAUCAGGAUAUAGAUUUCAUAUAUUUUACUGGUGAUGUUAUAGACCAUGGAGUAUGGGAAACUUCAAAGGAAGGAAAUGUACAAAGUCUUGUAAAAAUUUAUGAAUAUAUUCAUGAUACUUUUAAUAAUACUAUAAUAUAUCCAAUAUUUGGAAAUCAUGAAUCAAAUCCUUUAAAUCAGUUCGCACCAAAAAAUAUAACGCAAGACAAUUUAACUACAAGUUGGCUUUAUAAAUUAAUGGCACACCUAUGGAUUGCAUAUGGAUGGUUACCAGAACAUACUCGUUCUACUAUACUUCAAGGAGGAUAUUACACUGUUGUCCCAAAAAGAGGAUUUAGAAUUAUAGCUUUAAAUAGCAAUGUGUGUUAUUCUUACAAUUGGUGGCUUUGGUAUAAUCCGCAAGAUCCUGAUAAUCAAUUACAUUGGCUUGCAACUAUUCUUUCUGAAGCAGAGAGGAAUGAUGAAUUUGUACAUGUUUUAUCCCAUAUACCCUCUAAUAGUAAUAGCUGUUUUAAAACAUGGAAACGAGAAUAUUUAAGAAUAGUUAACAGAUUUUCCCAUAUAAUUAAAGCUGAAUUCAAUGGACAUACUCAUAAUGAUGAAAUAGCAAUAUUUUAUAAUUCUGAUAUGAAAGCAACAAAUGUUGCCUGGAAUGGUGGUAGUGUAACAGCUUAUUCAAAAUUGAAUCCGAAUUAUAAAAUAUAUAUAGUAAAUUGCAGUAAUUAUGAAGUAGCUGAUUACCAAAAUUGGAUGUAUGAUCUCAGUUCUGCCAAUAAAAAUAUCCAUGUAAGACCAACCUGGUAUAAAUCAUAUUCUUUUAAAGCAGAAUAUGAUCUUCCAGAUUUAUCUGUUAAAUCCUUAAAUAAUUGGCUCUCUACAGCAGCAAAGAAUGAAACACUGUUAAAUAAGUAUUACAAGAACUUUUACAAGCGAGCGGCACCUUCAUUGCAAGAAAGUUGUGAUAUAAACUGUAAGAAACAGUAUUUAUGUCGUAUGAUUGUUCAUUCAAGAACUGAACUGUGUGAUAACAUUUUAAAGGAUUGAAAUUAAAAUUGAAAUAAAAAAUCAAAUUUUGCUAUA
Bombus pascuorum is the source of this 2053-nucleotide messenger RNA. RefSeq names its product sphingomyelin phosphodiesterase 1-like. Bases 215 to 2017 code for a protein of 600 amino acids. The record is from RefSeq and is a predicted model, not a curated record. Gene Ontology annotation, biological process: sphingomyelin catabolic process; ceramide biosynthetic process. NCBI's taxonomy places the organism in Eukaryota, Metazoa, Arthropoda, Insecta, Hymenoptera, Apidae. The transcript is spliced from 8 exons. Gene Ontology annotation, molecular function: acid sphingomyelin phosphodiesterase activity. Gene Ontology annotation, cellular component: lysosome.